UCAAAAUCAGAAUAAAAAAAACAUUCACUUGUGAUUUGUACUUUUUGACUUUUUCCAUCAUUUUUUAGAUUUUUGUAAAUUUUUGUACUUUUGACGAUUUGUCUUUCUUAUUAGCCAGUUGCGAAAUUAUCGUGUCAAUCUGAACGUAAUACAGAAGAAACUAUUCGCAGUAAAGAAGAGGAAUUUCCGGAGACCCGCGACACAUUCAGAAUGGCACAUCCUCAACGCGAUGCCACGAUCCCUGCGGACGCUCCCACUACUUUCGCGAUGGAUAAGCAUACGAACUAUCUAGAGCGCUAUGGCGAAGAUGUGGACGCGUACGAAUUCUCCAUGGCCGAGUACCUCCGCAUCUCGGGCAUGUACUGGACCGUAACUUGUCUGGAUCUCCUGCACGCUCUCCACGCCUCGUCGCGUUUCACGCGCGACGCCGUCAUCCGCUACGUGAAGAGCUGCCAGACGCCCUCGGGGGGCUUCGCGCCCCAUCCCGACCACGACGAGCACCUGCUGCACACUCUGUGCGCCGUCCAGAUCCUCGUCACCUUCGACGCCCUGGCGGAGAUUGAUGUCGACGGUGUCAGCCGCUUCGUGGUGGGUCUGCAGCAGGAGAACGGGAGUUUCGCGGGCGAUCGCUGGGGCGAAGUGGAUACGCGCUUUUCCAUGUGUGGACUGGCGUGUCUGGCGUUGUUAGGGCGGUUGGAGCAGUGCCAGCGGGAGAAGGCUGUGGAAUAUAUCCGGCAGUGUCAGAAUUUUGACGGCGGUUUCGGGACGUCGCCCGGUGCGGAGUCGCAUGCGGGGAUGAUUUAUUGCAGUGUGGGAUCGUUGGCCAUUUUGGGCCGGUUGGAUAUUGUGGAUGCGGAUAAGCUGGGAUUGUGGCUGGCGAAACGGCAGCUGCCUAGCGGUGGUCUUAACGGAUCAAGUACAUCGUUGCGAAUUUUGGUAAGAGAUUUGUCUAGCUUUCGUUGUUGCCGUUUUGUAGGACGGCCUGAGAAGCUGCCAGAUGUUUGUUAUUCGUGGUGGGUGUUGGCAUCGUUGGCGAUAAUCGGCCGGCUGCACUGGAUCGACGAGAAGAAACUUAUCUCUUUCAUUCUGGCCAGUCAGGAUGUGGAGCUGGGCGGCGUCGCCGAUCGACCCGGCAACCUGGCUGAUCCAUUCCAUACGCUGUUCGGUGUGGCCGGAUUGUCGCUAUUGUCGUCUUCCCUACUCUCAGCUGGCGAUUCGAGUCAGACUCACACAUUCCUGGGCAAUAUUAAGACAGUUAAUCCAGUCUUCUGCAUGCCGGAAGAUGUCCUGGCCAAACACAAGUUGUCCGUGCAGAUCUUGCCGGCGAAAAACCCGCGAUAAAUUUGAUUGAUGCCAUGUGAUUUUUUACUUUUUGUAUUGAUCAUUGUUUUUUCCUUGUCCUGAUAAUGUCCGAUCGCCUGAAAUUAGUUCCAACAAGUGUUCGUGUAUCUGUCUAUCCGGUAAGAUUGUUGCAGUUUUGUUUUUACUAGCAAAUGUAAGUUUUGUAUUUUGAUAGUUUUGCUUGUUUUGACUUUCGCUUGUGAGAGUGGUCACCAGAUUUUUGUUACUCGGACUUGUUGAUGUUGGCUGGAAAUGAAGGCCCUUGCGUGUAUGAUUCGUGAAUGAACAACAAUGAACAACAGG
Paramacrobiotus metropolitanus is the source of this 1644-nucleotide messenger RNA. RefSeq names its product geranylgeranyl transferase type-2 subunit beta-like. Gene Ontology annotation, biological process: protein geranylgeranylation. Gene Ontology annotation, cellular component: Rab-protein geranylgeranyltransferase complex. NCBI's taxonomy places the organism in Eukaryota, Metazoa, Tardigrada, Eutardigrada, Parachela, Macrobiotidae. Bases 211 to 1341 code for a protein of 376 amino acids. The transcript has 4 exons. The record is from RefSeq and is a predicted model, not a curated record. Gene Ontology annotation, molecular function: Rab geranylgeranyltransferase activity.